GCCGCAGCGAGACACUGCAGCCGUGACGCCGUGUGAAGAGUGGUGCAGCGCGAGGCUGCGACGUUUUUUGGAGCGUUUGUUUCCCCGCCGACAGCAAAGACAUCAUGGAGACCAAACCUGUCAUCACCUGCCUUAAAACUCUCCUCAUCGUCUAUUCCUUCGUCUUCUGGAUAACGGGGGCCAUCCUGCUGGCGGUGGGAGUAUGGGGGAAGUUGAUGCUGGGCCCGUACAUCUCGCUCAUCGCCGACAACUCCACCAACGCCCCCUACGUCCUCAUCGGCACCGGGACCGUCAUUGUCGUUUUUGGCCUCUUUGGAUGCUUCGCCACGUGCAGAGGAAGCCCAUGGAUGCUGAAGCUGUACGCCAUGUUUCUGUCGCUGGUCUUCCUCGCUGAAUUGGUGGCCGGGAUUAGCGGAUUUGUCUUCCGCCACGAGAUUAAAGGAACAUUCCACAGGACGUACACUGACGCCGUGCUCAACUACAACGCUGAGGACGAGGCCAGCCGUGCUGUUGACAACCUGCAGCGCCGGCUGCGCUGCUGCGGCGUGUACAACUACACCAGUUGGUUUGCCAGCGUCUACUACCCGCCCAACGGUAUGCCCGCCAGCUGCUGCAUGAACACCUCCGACUGCAACCCCGUGGACCUCCGUAACGCGACCGUGGCCCCCAACAAAGUCUACCACAAGGGAUGUUACGAGCUGGUCACUUCCUUUAUGGAGACCAACAUGGCCAUCAUUGCAGGUGUGACGUUUGGCAUCGCCUUCUCUCAGCUGAUUGGCAUGUUGCUGGCCUGCUGUCUGUCCAGGAUCAUCACAGCCAAUCAGUACGAGAUGGUCUAGCUGACGUCACGAGGCAGUGAGAUGAAGAGAAGAUAAGAACGAGAGCGACACACACGACAGUACUUUUUUCCUUCUAGUAACACUAAUCACAUGUCUCUCUUUGUCUCGCUGCCUGCCGACAUCCCAUAAUGUUAACAUGGAACUUCUCAUUCCCAGCUUUGAGCGCCACACACCACACUGUCUGGACUUAAUACUGCUUGUCCUUCACACUUGUAGUAGCAGUCACUACUGCACUUUUAGACGAAUCCACUGUAUGUUUGGCUCCCAGACACCAGGGGGUGCUGUUGGGCCGCCAGCUCACUGGAUGACAGGAAUCAGGGCCUAAGUGGAGAGAGGAAAAAACAUGCUAACUCGGCAGAAUUUGUUCACAUAUACAAGAAAUCUACGACCCUUUUUGUCCUAAUAAGAACUCUUAAAGUUGUACCGCCUUUACUUUGAAAAUAAGGAAUGACUCAAUUCUCCAAUAAUUCCCCUUUUUAUGUACGAUAACUUAAAUCAUAAUAUAAUCAUAUUUAACUUCAAUCCCAAUUCAGUACGACGCUACAGCUUUUUUUUCUUCUGAUACUACGACUUUGUUUGAAAACGACUUUCGGAUUUGUUAAUAUAUUAUGACUUUAGCUUUUAAAAAAAUUCGAACAAUUUUCUCCGAAUACGAUUUUAUCUUUGAGACAUAACUUUAUUUCUUGCAACAUUACAACUCAUUAAAUAACGGAAGAUUUAUAGCUUGUUAAAAUGUAUUUUGUAAGUACGACUUUUUCAAAAUCAAGUUGUUUUACAACUUUGUUCUCGUAAUAUUACAACUUUUUGUUUUUUAAAGUACGACUUAAACACCUUUUUUCUCCUAAUCCAAGAUUGUUCUGGAAACAUUACCACUUUGUUUCUUGCCACAUGACAACUUUUUGCUGUCCUAAGAUGGCGGACGAUGUACAAAAUAACGACAUAUUUCAAAGGACCGCUUUUCUUGCACUUUACAACUUAUUUCUCGUAAUAUUUGAUUUUAUUCUUGAAACAUUACAACUUUGUUUUUGUUUUUUUUCAGUAUUACUACUUAAUUUAAAAAAGGUAAAAAAUCAGUUAUUUUUUUUAUGAUACCAUGACUUUGUUUUCAGAAGUAACAUUUAUCGUAAUGUUCUCUCGAAACAUUUCAGAUGACAUUUUUCCUAAAGUACAACUUUGUUCUCCUAAUAUUUUGACUGCAUUGAUUAAGAAGUACAUUUUUUAACGACCUACUUCUUUCGGACUAUACUUUUUUUUUUUCUUCCUCGUGAUAUUCAAGCUUGUGCAUUGCGAUAUUACUACUUGAUUUAAAAACGGGCAAACCGUAACAAUUUUUCUUACGAUAAUACGCCUUUCCUUUUAAAAUUUGUCAUUUGCGACUUUGUUGUCGUUAUAUUGUGACUUUAUUUUCCAAAUAUGUGCGACUUUAUUCUUCUUACAACUUCUUAUUUUGUUUAGAGAUUGCCUUUUUUUCCUUUACACACUAAAAAAAUGACGACUUUGUUUCUCGUAAUAUUACGACUUAAUUCUCAAACUUACGACUCUCUUAAUAUUUCAACGACCAGAUUUUUUGUUCUAACUCUUGUUCUUGUAUGGCAUAAUUAUAUAUUCGUACAAUUGAACUAACACUUUUUUCGAGUCAAAAAUGACAACUUCACAAAGAAAUGGAAAAAAAUUCCCCCCUCAAACUUGAUUGAUUCUUGCAGUAUUUUUGUUUUUCCUCAAUUAUUCAUGAUUGAAAUGAAAAAUAUUAAAAGGAGUAAGUUUUGAUGAAAGGAUAUUUGACUGAAGCCGUGGUGUUCUGUGUGGUGCAUCAAAUGUCUUCAUUAUCAUCAUCAUCAUCAUAUCUGUAGAUAUGUACUGUAAAUGUCAUUUAUAAUGAUGUCAUGUUUCUCAUUCUAAUAUGCUCAUUGGAAGAAUCUGCUGUUUAGCUGUAUUUGUUUGCACUGAUCAAUAGUUGUAGAUCAAUAGACUUCUCGUGGACUUUGGCAUUACAGCUUUACCAAGUGAGUCUCUUUUUUUCCUUAGUUUGUGUGCAAAAAUGAUUGAGAUCAUUGAAGUAUUUUCCUUCUGUGACGUACUGGAGUUACUUAUUAAAUAUUGUGUUUAUUGAGUUUUUAGGUCAGUAUUUGAUGGUGGCUUUUUUUUUGGUGAAAAUACUCAACUACUUGCUAUUAAAGCUGUACGGUUAUUUUGGUGAUUUUAAUGUUGUCUUGUAAAUAUGAAACUGUUAUGCCAUCCAGCUUGCACAUGGGGUCACCAGACACCCCAAAACUACACCAUAAUGUCUACUAUUAAUUGAAGUCACCAUCUGAGGUCUUAUUAUUAUUAUUAUUAUUAUUAUUAUCAAUAAAUUGAAAAAUGCAA
Molecule: messenger RNA, 3203 nt
Organism: Entelurus aequoreus (snake pipefish)
Lineage: Eukaryota; Metazoa; Chordata; Actinopteri; Syngnathiformes; Syngnathidae
Gene: tspan7
Product: tetraspanin 7b
Exons: 8
Coding region: 105-839 (244 amino acids)
Cellular component (GO): membrane
Source: RefSeq, a predicted model, not a curated record